Messenger RNA from Asparagus officinalis (garden asparagus), 1533 nucleotides. RefSeq names its product zinc finger protein STOP1 homolog. The transcript has a single exon. The record is from RefSeq and is a predicted model, not a curated record. Bases 171 to 1427 code for a protein of 418 amino acids. Gene Ontology annotation, biological process: response to acidic pH; response to aluminum ion. NCBI's taxonomy places the organism in Eukaryota, Viridiplantae, Streptophyta, Magnoliopsida, Asparagales, Asparagaceae.
UGAAUCAUACAAUUAUUUCUCUCUCCUCCUCCUCCUCCUCCUCCUCCAUCUUCCUGGCUAGUUUCCGACGCUGUUGUCCCACGUAAUCAUUUGAUAAUUCACUUGUGUACGUGGUAUAGCCUGAUUAAGUUGGGAUCGAGGUAGAACUUGAAUAAAAAUCAGAGGAGAUUAUGAAUUCAGGAGGAGGGGGCAGCAGUGACAGCUCAUGCUUCGACUCUUGUCAAGGCUUCCUGCAAAUGUAUGAAGGUCUGGAGGAGUACUGCAUCUCGCCGCUGCCCUUGGGUGCUAGUAUUAAUACCUGUUCAGCUUCCAAUUUGGUUUCCUUCUCUAACAACUCGAAUACUAGUCUCGUACAUAGCCUCUCUGUCCUCAGGGAGAUGGUACAGCAGCUGCAAUCCCUUGUUCCCACGAUGAUCAACACCUCGCCUCAUCAUCAUCAUCAUCAUCAUCAUCAUGACGAUCAGCAGAGUCUUGACGCUCCCAGCACAGUCUCCCGUGCUACCUCCCUGAUCCAGGAUAUACUCGCCGCUGCAUCCUCUUUGCCUUACGCUUUCCAGCAGUUUGUGGUUCUAUCUUCGAGUCUGCAGCGCAAUGAAUUAGACCACCAUCUACAUCAAGCGACUUACUUUAAUGCUGAAGCAACUAUAGCUGACCGUAAUCAGCUUCCUAAUCCUCUUCAGGGUUGCAAUUCGUCUGAAGCGGAGGCCGUGGUUGCUGCAGGAGGCGGUGGAGUCAUAUUUGCGGCUAGUACGAGCAACGAAACCCUGAGAUACAGUGGCACUUGUAGUUACUUCAAACGCAAGGAAACAACAACAGAAAAGAAUGAGGAUGAUGAAGAUGGUUUGAUCGUAGAGAUGGACCCUGCAGAUCUGCUCGCCAAAUACACACACUUCUGCCAAGUGUGCGGAAAAGGGUUUAAGCGAGACGCAAACCUAAGGAUGCACAUGAGAGCACACGGCGAUGAGUUCAAGACCAGCGAGGCUCUAUCAAACCCCAUCAACAAACUGAAGAACGGGAGAUUCGAUGGAGAACUAGAAAUCGAUGAAUUAGAAGGAGACGAGCUUGGAGGGGGGCAGGAGAAAAGUAUAAAGAAGUAUUCGUGCCCGCAAGAGGGAUGCAGGUGGAACAAGAAGCACACCAGGUUCCGGCCGCUGAAGUCCGUGGUAUGCGUUAAGAAUCACUACAAGAGGAGCCACUGCCCCAAGAUGUAUGUCUGCAACCGCUGCAACCGCAAGCAGUUCUCGGUGCUAUCGGAUCUAAGAACCCACGAGAAGCACUGCGGUGACAACCUCCGAUGGAGAUGUUCCUGCGGAACUACCUUCUCCAGAAAAGACAAGCUCAUGGGUCACCUCGCCCUCUUCCCUACUCAUUCUCCAGCUCCAGCUCCCAACACUACUGCUCGUUUUAUUCAGGCGCCCCAUUCAUAAGGCGACUAUUAAUAGCUAGAUCCAUAUUCGUGUGCGCUCCUGCACGCCCACGGAAAAUUGUGCAAUGUUACUCUCCUUGAUUUGUAUGUUUAACAUAUAAUAGUCC